UAUUGUUACCAUUAUUAAGCUUAUCUUAUUCUCCUUUCAAUGCUUCCUCAUGAAGCAACUUAUAUUUGUAAUGAUCUAAUUUGUUGAAAACAAUCUUGGCAUUAUACUGGAGACAGAGGCACAGAUUAUGGUAGUAAGGAACAUGAAUAUGGCUGACACGUUAAUGCUUGUGGUCGAGUUUGGCCUACUUUUUCUGGCAUAGAAUUCCCUUACUUUUAUCACUUGAAAAAUUUAAAGGGCUAAGUUUUGCUUUUACUUUAUAUAAACCCUUUUUCUUUUUGUGUGUUUUGGAUUCUCCAUGAUUUCUAAACUUUUCAUUUGGAUUGAUACUAUCAUUGUUUUUCUGAUUUUUAAAAUGUUUGUUGUAGUUGCAAAAAGGGGCCAUUGCUUUUCUAUUCGAUUGUGAAUUGUGAAGUUAAUUGAGGAACAAAUUUGUUUGCAUUCCCUUCUCUGUUUUGAUCCUGUGGAGAACUUUAACCUACAGUGACACUAGUAAUCUCUAAUAAUUUAGUUGCCAUAGUGGUAAUACAAAUGAAGUGGUUAAUGGCGUCCAGUGUCCACUAAAGUGUAGUCUUUACAGCAGGGGGCAUCUGCUUUUGACUCCUCUCCAUUUUUUGCUUGUUUGAUUAAAGUCAAUUGCUUUUUCCACCUGCGUUUAUUGACAUGAACUUUCAAUAGUAUCUUCCCAUUUAAAUUUCUUAAGCAUAGAGCCAAGUGUUCAAAAAAGUAGCCUAAAUAGUGUAACAUUGGUGGUUUCAAAAGCAUGCAAGAAUCCGGAAAUUAAUUGGACUUUCAGGGUUAGUGGUCACUAAGGGAGUAAGGGUUGAGUCUCUUUAACUUACUGUGUAUGGGAGGAAUUUGUUAAAGAGAUGCCUUUGUUAUGGAUUCCGAAAUAUUUACAAUGUCUUUCUUUUCUCCCUUCUUUGCAAUAGAAGAGUCUGAAACAAGAAAGGAAUUUGAUUUAUGGAUGUGAAAAGGCUGCAAAAGGAUGCGCUUUUUUUUCUUUGUCAAAUAAAAAAAUUUGAUAUCAACCAUCUCAGCUACUCCUUCACUUCACUCUUCUCCACUGAGUCAGUUAAACUUUUACUGUAGUCUGCAAUUGGGUGCCUUUCAGUAAGUAUAAUCACUGCUGCAUGAAAACCCUGCAAGAGGAAAUUCUACUGUGCCAAUUGAUCAUAACUUUGAGGGAAUUGGUGAGGAGGAGUAGCUAGAGCUUGAAAGACUGUGGGAUUGAACUGAAACAUCCUUCUGAAUCUGCAUGCAUUAGACGUUCAAAUGAGGCUUCGAUCCUUGUUUGCAACUCUUUUUUGCCUUGCGCUUCAUCUAGCAACUCUGCCAAAGAUCAUUGCUGAUCUGAACUCUGAUAGGCAGGCCCUUUUAGGCUUUGCUGCAGCUGUUCCUCAUCUUCGAAAACUCAACUGGAGUUCUCGUAGAGAAAUUUGCAGCUCUUGGGCUGGCAUUGGCUGCAAUAAAGAAGGAACUCGAGUGACUGCAAUCCACCUCCCAGCUGUUGGUCUAUUUGGUCCCAUCCCAGCAAAUACUAUUGGGAAGUUAGAUGCUCUUCGAGUCCUUAGUUUGCAUUCCAAUCACCUAAAUGGAAACCUUCCUCCUGAUAUCCUCUCACUCCCUUCCCUUCAGUCUAUUUACCUUCAUCACAAUAACUUCUCUGGCAGCAUGACUGCUUCUUUCCCUCCUCAACUAGGAGUGAUGGAUUUUUCUUUCAAUUCAUUCAGUGGAGAAAUUCCAAAAGCACUAGCAAAUUUGACUCGUUUAUCUGUGUUGAACCUCCAGUCUAACCAUCUUUCUGGAGCUAUUCCCGAUUUGAAUCCCCCAAGGCUAAAGAUCUUGAACUUGAGUGAUAACUUGCUGAAUGGCUCAAUUCCAAGUCCCCUCCAGAAGUUCCCAAAAUCUUCAUUUGAGGGAAACUCACACUUGUGUGGGCCACCUCUGGCUGAUUGCUCUGCACUAUCCCCGUCAAUUUCUCCUCCAUCAGAUAGUACAACAUCUUCUCCUACAAUCCCUGGAAUACAGCAUCUGACAUAUUCAAGGAAACUAAAUACCGGAGCUAUUGUUGCCAUUGUGAUUGGGGGAUCUGCUAUUCUUCUUCUUAUAGGUGUAGUGCUCUUCUUCUUCUGCCUGAAGAAGAAAGGCAAUGCAAGCACGCGUGUGAUAAAAGGAAAGGUGUCUAAUGGUGGAAAAGCUCCAAAGCCCGAAGAUUUUGGUAGCGGAGUUCAAGAAGCUGAGAAGAACAAAUUGGUGUUUUUCGAAGGAUGCUCUUAUAACUUUGAUCUUGAAGAUUUACUUAGGGCUUCUGCAGAAGUACUUGGAAAGGGGACUUAUGGUACAACAUACAAAGCUGCUUUGGAUGAAGGAACAAUGGUUGUGGUAAAAAGGUUGAGGGAAGUAGCAGUGGGGAAAAGAGAGUUUGAACAACACAUGGAAGUUCUUCACACAGUAGGAAAGCAUUCAAACAUCGUACCACUGCGGGCUUAUUACUAUUCCAAAGAUGAGAAGCUGGUUGUUCAUGAGUACAUGCCUGCUGGUAGCUUAUCAGCAGCCUUGCACGGUAAUAAAGGUUCAGGGAGAAAUGUGCUAGACUGGGAUUCAAGAAUGAAGAUUUCAGUUGGAGUGGCAAGAGGAAUUGCCCAUGUACAUUCUGAAGGCGGCGCCAGAUUUUCGCACGGAAACAUCAAGUCUUCCAAUGUGCUCCUCAGUAAAGAGCUGGAGGGUUGCAUCACUGAUUUUGGCUUGAAUGCUGUGAUGAAUUUUGUUGGUGUCAAAACAAGAGGAAUUGGUUACCAUGCUCCUGAAGUAAUCGAGACACGAAAGGUGUCACAAAAAUCCGAUGUCUACAGCUUUGGCGUACUUCUCCUGGAGAUGCUCACAGGCAAAUCCCCAAUACCUUCCACUGGGCACGAUGAUGUAAUCGAUCUCCCCAGAUGGGUCCGAUCUGUUGUUCGUGAGGAAUGGACUGCUGAAGUCUUUGAUGUGGAACUGAUGAAGCACCAAAAUGUUGAUGAAGAGAUGGUUCAGAUGCUUCAAAUUGCUCUCUCCUGUGUAGCCAAGGCACCCGAGAUGCGCCCCUCAAUGGAUGAAGUGGUUCGUUUGAUGGAGGAUAUUAGGCAGUCUGAUGUUGAUAACAGACCCUCGUCUGAGGACAAUGCAUCUAAGCGUUCAAAUGUGAAUACCCCGUAA
This is a messenger RNA of Oldenlandia corymbosa var. corymbosa, 3195 nucleotides long. Lineage: Eukaryota; Viridiplantae; Streptophyta; Magnoliopsida; Gentianales; Rubiaceae. The record is from the annotation of a GenBank genome assembly.